This is a messenger RNA of Nymphalis io (European peacock), 2176 nucleotides long. RefSeq lists its product as uncharacterized. Gene Ontology annotation, biological process: cilium assembly. Gene Ontology annotation, cellular component: ciliary transition zone. The transcript is spliced from 6 exons. The record is from RefSeq and is a predicted model, not a curated record. NCBI's taxonomy places the organism in Eukaryota, Metazoa, Arthropoda, Insecta, Lepidoptera, Nymphalidae. Bases 194 to 1768 code for a protein of 524 amino acids.
UUUUAAUAUGAGCAAAGUUGUGCAAGAAGGUUAAAUAAUAGGAAAAGUGUAUUAAAACUACAACAUAAACAUAAACAAACAUGAGAAACAUUAUAAUCUAUAUUCUUUCUAGAUAAUUUAAAACGAUUGACUUCAUAAAAUAUCGCGGUUGAUUUAAAAUACUUAGGCGUGCGUGGGUGAAGAAAUCUUAAAUAUGAAGCCAGGUAAGAGUUUAGAAACUAAAGAGGAGAUAGUAGAAGUCCACACAGCGGCUCGGUCUCCAUCGCCGAAGCAGAAAGGCCGGGAACAGUCACUAAGUCGUUCGGAUUCACGUAAAUUAUCUAACGGACAUGCUCAUCCAGAAAACCCUGAACUAACAACUGAGGAACCAACAGAGAAGGCAAAGUCCAGAGAUAACUGGACGAAAUCAGAACAGGAAUCACUUGAUACAGAAUUGCCGAUACAUGAUCAAAUAAAAAUGGGCAUACUCGGUUUCGUUGAGAAGGAAAUCAAAAAGUCAGAUAAAAAUCCUUCGUUUGUGUUUUAUUCUCAUGAUCCUAAUGGGUUAGAUGAGAAGUUUAUGAAGACUUUGUCAAGACCUUCUAGUGGUCACAAGGAGAAAAGGAGUCCUUCAUAUAGAAAAAAGAAACGGCAUUCAUCAAAACACAGAGAUAGAGAAUUGCAUGAUUUUGAAAUACCUGGUUCCAGUCUUAUAGCCUUAGAAAAGGUUGAUGACUAUUUAAAAGAAUACAAUAAAGAAGAGGUUGUCACUCUUAGUGGUGAAUUGGAGAUUGAAGCGAAUGAUGUUGAAAAUAAUAAUGGUAUGACAAAAGAGCUGAGGCACAAGCCACGGAAGACCAGGCGGAAAGUAAGAGAGGAACAUCAGGAUACUGUUGCCAACGGGAGGGAUGUUAACCCUAAAGUUUUCAAGACUGGUACCCGGGCAAAGACAAGUGCUAAAGCAACCCGACCCACAGAUCUAACUUCUAUGUUAGAAAGCUUAGAAGCUAGUGUCCCAUAUCAUGAACAAUAUAUUGACAAUCCAUUUUCAUCACCAUCACCACUUACAUCACCAAAUGAUGAGAGACUGGAUCCCUUUGGUCGUAGGCCUGAAAAGAUAUACUUGCAAGGCGGUGGUACUUUUAGGGCGGUGUCCUGUGAUAGAAUAUUAGAGUCACAACAAUCAAGGGAUGAAGAUAAAUACUUAAGAUUAGGUGAUCUUACUCCAUUAGAUGUUGCAAUAGCCGUCCAGAAGGCUUGGCGUAAUUGCGCGCCAGCCUGUCACGGUAUACUUGGCGGGCUGUCCCUCAUGCAUCUCCUACUUAUAAGCUACUCGGACAGCUUGGACGCUGGUCACUUGUCGUUCCACGCAGUGGUCACAAUGCCAUAUGUAGCGUCUUACUAUUUCUUCUGUGUACUGAGUUUGUUGUCUGUGUUGGACAGAUUAGACGUAACCAGCAUUGACCUGACCCGUGGUCUUCAACCAUGGUUCCAACCCAUCGUCCUUGUCAUCCUGUACACGGCGUGUCUGUUGGUUUGCACCGCUGCCAGGAUGUAUGAUGAGCUGAUGGUAUACCAGUAUGCACCAUUGGUAGCCAAUUUUACUGGCAACGUCACAACUCCUACAAUACCGACAUUUUAUCAUACAUGGACGCACUUUUCGAUAUGGCGCGCAGUGUUGUCGAUACUAGGGCUAGUUUACUUCGUCAUAUCGAAUCCUCAGGACUUGGUACACAUGAAUCUCAAUAAACUUUUGCAAUUUAAACAUACAUUACAAAGUAUUGGAUGAUUGAUUUGUUUUGUUUUAAUAGAAAACAAGCAAUGUAUUAUAUUUGACAAAACAAUAUUUACAUACAAAUAUGGUUUAAUUAGUAAGAGGUAGUGGAAUGUAUAUUUUCAUUUCGGUUACAAUGUUAUCGUGAACGAAUAUUAUGAUAUUAAACCAAAUAUAAUUCUAAUAUAAGUAUUUUUUAAAAUCAAAUACUUUAUCCAAUAUUAUCAUGACGAAUGGCAGACACUUGUUUAAAGUUUUUAAAUCUAGCAUUCGUUUGAGAAGAAUUACAUUAAAUGCGAGAAGUACCGAAGACAGAAGUUUAACAGGUGGGCUAUGUUUUUAAUUUGUUAGUUUUAUUUGAACCGUUAGCACAAAAAAUAUUGAUGUAUUUUUUUUAUUUUUUAUUUGAAAUUAAUUAUUUAU